AUGACCGAUUGUCCGCCUGGAAAGGCAUCUGGCGGUUCUCAAUUGCUCCGCGCGAUUCACACGGGCUUCGGCCGGCUGCUCGGCUACACACGAACGCGCUCACCGCGAAUGCGUGAGCAUUUGCCUUCCGAAUCGAUUCUUUCCAUUACUAAGUAUUUUUCUCAUUUUUUUUCGCCCUCCCAAACACAUGCACGUGCAUUCAUCGUGGAAUCAAUAGCCAAGAUUUUUCUACCUCUCAUCUUGGUCGUCUUCUCAAUUUUAUGCAGUUUGCUAUCUAGAAACCUCCCCUACCAAGUUUUUUUUUUUCGUUUGAGUACUGUUCCGAGUUUCAAGUUCAGAUUAGCAUCAAGUAGUCUUCUCGACCAUCUAGGGUGACAACAAAAGCAAGUUUCAUUUCUAGGACUUUUUCUAAGAUGAACAGUAUGAGAUUUUUUCGACCUAUUAAACUUCGAUUCGUUUCACUUCAUACUCAUUCUUCGUUCUUCAAGAAUUGUUUCGACCAAGAACGUAGUUUUUGAGAUUUCCUGUCCGAGAAAAAGCUUGCAGAUCCAAUUUAUUUCUCUUUAUUAGAGUUUACUCGCUUCGAGAUGUAAACUUGUAUAGAAAUAUCUUGGAAAAAUAAAUUUUGUAGUAAAACGUCGAUUGAAGCUAAGAACAAACUUUUUCUUAUUUUACUCUUGGAAGAAAAUGUUUUUGAAAACAGGAAAGCCUAUUCCCUGCUAGGGAAUCGUUUUACACAGAUGACUCCCCCGCCGGAUAAAUUUUCCUUCCUCUAAAAUGAUUUUGCACUUCUUUCUUUGCACUUCGUGGUGCUUUAAGCAGAGUGCAACGAAAGAACGCCUGUCUAGUACUCUUCUGAAAUCAUGAUGACUUUCCUGCUUUUUUAGAAGAGCCAGAUCGAUGAUUUUUAAGUUUGCCCUUUUAUAAUUUUCUACCAGGAUUUCCUUUUUCGCGUCAGAUACCCGGUCUAGCAUACUUACUUGACGAAACUGAGAACUUAGUUUUUCUUUCGUUCGAAAAAAAAGCGAUGGAAAGCUUUAUUUUUCUCGAAUGAGAUCUAUGCGUAAGAACGGGAAACAGCUGAUUGAUAACUUACUCAAACACCUGCGCAAGUUCUUUCUGAGUAGUGUUCUGAAGUCAUGCUUCCUGGUCGUUGUGCUCCUUGUUUUGGUCACCUCUUAUCAUUUUUUUUUUCGUUCAAACGUGAAAAUAAAAUAUUUUCAAUGCCGGAGUCGUACUGUAGAUUUCGCUUCAGGAAAAGAUACCGGGGGUCAGGCGACGCCCUUCGAUGUCAUGUCACGCUUCUUCGUCAUCUUCUGAUGGACAAGCGUCGCCUCCACUCAGCGUCGAUUCGUGUCACGGUGACCGAUUUUGGGAAAAAUCUUAGAAAUAAUCAUUUCAAAAGGCGGAGAAGACCUUGUAGACGAAACAUAAAUGAAGAAGUUGCUUUCUGCUUUAAUUCUUCAAGUUUGAAUGGUCCUUUAAAUUCUCGAUGUACAUCCAACAACCUCUUCUAAGUGAUAAGUCAAGCAAAUCAGAAAGCUUCUUCUGUAUCUUGAUAACUCCUAAUCCGAAAACUCUACAAAACUAUCGAAGAGAGAGAAUAGAAUCAAGCUCGAAGGGUGCAACGUUAAAUUUUCAAAUUUUGUGCUGAUACCUCACCUGAGUGAUUUGUCAAAGAUUUUUGCGAUGAAUUUUGCCGUAACUAGAACAAAGAUGUAUCAGAUUGGAAGUAAUAUUUUGGUCAACAUAUUUCUUGCGAUUCUCGAUUGAUACGGAAACUUUGAGCCAAAAACAGAAAACGGAUUAUUUCACCUCAUUUUUACGAAUUCUUUUUUUUGAUAUAAUAGCUUUUUUUUGCGAUUUUUGGUCUAAGUUUUAUUUCUCAGCUGAAUUUUCAUCGAGUUACUACAGCUGAAAAACACACAUUUCCAUUUUUUUUCUCUUGGAAAAAAAUAAUUCGGUUCAUUUUCUCCUUCUCACAAGCUCUGCCUUUGGUUCAGUUAAUCAGAAAAAUCUUUUGACAAACUAAAUUAUCUGAAGCUUGUUUUUAAUAAGCAGCUGGUUGGGCUGUCAAAUUCCCUAAAGGCAGAGAGUGAAAAGAGGAGGGCCGUAGGCUGGGCAGGUAGUUGUUGGUCCAGCAAAAGGUAAGUUGUCGACGCUCGUCAGCGGCGAGUUGCCGCAGCAACGACGCUCCGUUUCAUACAAUUCUUUUUGUGUUGCGGCGCGCGUAGUAUAUCUAGGCAAACUCGUUGUGUUCUUCACCGCUUCGUAUUUCCGAAUGAUUACCAUAGGAUUUUGCUUCAUUUCCUCACCUCAAUCGCUUCUCGUUUCAGCCAAAACGAAGUCAAAACGUUGUUGGUUCGGGUGCGUCUGGCUCACUCGCGUGUCACUCAUGGGUACCGCCGUUUCCACGAGGUAAACUGUAGAAGCCGUUAAACCGGUUUCCUUCCCAGAAUAGACUUGUUCAUCAUUGAUUAAUAUUAUUUUUUCAUCUAUGUAGUAUACUGUAGGAAACGGAGAAUAUGAAACUCGUUCAUAAGCAUGAGUCAAAUUUCUUUGAAAAUUUCUUCAUGACGCAUGAAAAAACUGCGAGAUUGCAACAAAGGAUAAAGCUUCGUUAUUGACCUCUAGGCUGACACGAAAAAAAAUUUGAAGUGAUUCUGCUUUCAAUUUUAGCAAAACAAACUUAUUCCCAAUCAAAAAUGAACUGCUUCCUUCAUAGAUUCAAGUCUUGGUUUUAAAUUAAAGUUUUUUUCUAGUCAGGUUAAUAACCGCUAAAUAAAAUGAAGGGCUCGAUAGUUUGGUUAGAGGAGUUGUAAAAAAGAUAUUACGGUUUUUUCUGCACACAGUUAACUCCUAAAUGUACGGAACAAACAUAAAAUAAAGUGAAAAUUCUGAUAUUCCUCUCAUGCUUUUUGAAAAAAAAAAUUGACUUCAUGUUGAGAAGAAAUAUUUUGAGAAUUUCGCUGCACCUCGAAAAAGGUUACUUUGACAUCCGAACUUUCUAAGAUGUUAUUUUGUGACUUGUUUCUUCGCCUACAAUAAAACGUUAGCUCACCAAUAAUAACUCUAUCACCAUUCCGCCAUUUGAUAGAAUUUCAAAGCAUGAUUCAUCCAAAUCUUCAUGAAGUUUGUUUUUCAGUCCCGAGCCGGAGGAAACCUUAACAGUCUUAGAUAGAAUGGCAGCCAUGCUCAAUGAGAAACCUCUCAAAAUGGCACACAUGCUGAAAGUUGCCAAGUAAGCGUUAUUUUUGAUAUACGCAGUGAUCUUCUAUCUAUUUCAGAUGGAUCAACGACGCGUCAUCAGAAGAGAAAGUUGUUAUGUUUGACAUCGGAAUCGUGCACACGUUGUGUGAAUUGAUUGCUGACACGGCAUUGACUGAUGGCCAAAAGUUGGUUUGAGAAGUGUCAAAAAAAAAUUCAGAGCUUUCAUCUGCGAGUGGAUCAACCGAACUUUUUUUCAUUUCGAAGUUCGCCAAAAAUUCAAAAUAGCUUGAAAUUAAGUUCGCGCAACGGAUCAAGCGAAGGAAAACGUCGCGUGCGACGUAAUUCGUCUUCUUCUUUGACUCAUCGCGGCGUCGGUUUUGGACAUGGUUCUACCAGAUCCCGAUGGGACAUAGAAAGAACGGUAGGUUUUUUAAAAUUAAAAUAAAAGUCAAGUAGGGAUCUCUUAGAAUCUAGACCUAUGGCUAAAAAGUGCACGAUCGUAUGGUCCUUUAACUCAAAAACCAUAAUAAAAUUUUCAAAUGCUGGCCAUCUGAAUAUCAGAACAACACCGGAGGUCAAGCUCAGACAAUUCAAGAAGAAAUUAUUCGUUCUCUGACUUUUUGGAAACUGGUGUUUUGUGUAGGUAGAAGAGCGGCUAGCUAGAGAAGAGCAUUUGACGUGGCUUCUAAACGCCAUGAACGCCUACAUCCUCUCCUGGCCGCUCUCUGAAUCCAACCUCUCACGACCUCCCAGUGAAUACGUGCACAUGAAUCAAUCGACUGUCAGACUCAUUGGAGAGUCUGCGAUUAUUGCCCUUCUGGAGUACAACCUUCGAAACGACAGCGUCUUCGAUGUUAGCGAGCACAUGGAAUUGUAUCAGGUUUGGUUUUUUAGAUCCUUUUAGAACUGUUUCAAAGAUAAUUUUUCUAAAUUUCAUUAUCUUCUUAUACGUGUUUUGGGAGAAAAAAAAAUCAAAACUAAUAAUGCUUCUGCCUUCAUUAAAAACGAUAUUCAAACUUUGUAACUUGAGAGUAUUUCCAAAAAAACUAUGAUUUUUCUGUCCUUUUUUUCAAAAAGUUGGAGUUCUCGUCAUUUUCGUUCUCGAUUUUCUGUGAGAGUGAGCAUUAGAGCAGAUUGCGGGCCGAAGAUUAAUGAUUCAGUUCUAUAAUUAUAGUCAUUAAUGGAGACAGCUGCGUGUAUGUCGACAAUCCCUGCUCUCGUGCCGUACCUGGUUAAGCCUUACCUGACGAAUGCCAAGUCGAUAGCCAAAGAGCUUGUGCCGAGGUUCAACGAAACCAUGUCUUCCUACAGCCAAAAAUGGAGGGGUCAACUUGGUUCUCCUGACUUCCGAAUGAUGGAUUUCAUCAACAAAAUCGAGAUUUUCUCCAAGGUAUCUAAAGAUUUCAAAAAAGUUCUCAAGUUGAAUCAGAUGAUUGUUUCUGCCGCUCAAAAUUACGAGAGCGACCUUCCAGCCGAGAUGCGAACCAGAUGUUCGUCUCUCACUAGACCAGUGACCGCUCAAUCUGAAGUAGUCCAUUAUCCGAUUAUUCAUCUACCAUAAGUUAUAAACUCCCUUCAAAAGCCGGUGGCGAAAAAAAAAAAGAAUGAUUACCCAUCAAAAAAUUUUUCUACACUCCUGAAAAUAUUCACGUUGUUUUUUUUUGAGAUUCAACCCUCUUUUCAUAGAUUAAAAAAAUGACCUCAGAAGAAGACUUUAAUGACACUGAAGAAAAAUUUCUGCUUUUUGUGAAAAAAAUAAUCUCAAAACUUUUAUUUUUCAUUACAAAUGGUUUGAAAAAAAGGACGAUUUAUACAAAUAUCAGAUCUGAUCUUCAGACUGCUAGUUUGCCAAAAGCUUCCGAAACGACUGAAAGCGACGCCACAGAUUUAUCUACGGUUUAUCGCAAAUCAUUGCUCGGUUUACAGAUGCAAACGUUCAGGCAAGCCUUCAAGAUAUCUAUUAUGAUAUAUCCUUCUAUUUUGUAGGUUCAUAGGCGAUUAUGGGAAGCUCGUUAUGCCAUAUGCUUUCAAAAAGGAAAUGAGAAACACAAAUCCUUUCUCACCAUCGCUCAGAGAGAGGUUUAAGAGUUAAAAAUGAAGUUUUUCAAGGGUCUCUUAGAAUGUCCAUGAGAAAGCCCGUACUAUAAAAAAAAAAUAGCACACAAAUGUUCAUGGGAAAGUUUUUAAUGACGGCAAGUCAGGAGACUAUUUAACAAGAUGAUAAAGGCGUCUCAGAAAUUAUGAAAAAUUUUUCAUUAUAAUGAAACUUUAUAUGUUUAUGAAUUUUCAUUCGGUGUUCUUCGAAUUUAUAUUCAAAAAAAUCCAAUUUCUGGUGUACUGUAACUGCUAAAAUAUUUGCAGAACAAAACGAAUCGCAAAAGAGUUAGCUUCUAUGACUAACGCGCUCCCGUUGAACGCUAGCAACAGUAUUUUUGUUUGCGUGGAUGAAGGCCGCUGUGACAUCAUCAAGGUGAUAUUAACUCUGUUCCUUGAUCGCAGUCCGCAAUUUCCAGGUGCUAAUUUCCGGCCCUGAUGACACACCGUACGCCAAUGGCCUCUUUGAGUUUGACAUCUUUUUUCCAACAGGGUGAGUGAAAAAUGUGAUGAAAUGGAUGUUAAGCUACAAUCCUCACACUUCCAUUUCCAGGUACCCUUUCGCCCCUCCGAAAUGUUCUUUCCUAACAACCGGCGCAGGGAAUGUACGCUUCAACCCAAAUUUGUACAACGACGGCAAGAUCUGUCUUUCAAUAUUGGGUACUUGGGAGGGACGUCCUGAAGAAAAAUGGAAUCCCUACUGCUCCCUGAUCCAAGUUCUUGUCAGCAUCCAGGUUCAACCAAAAAAAAAAAUCAUCACUUGAGAAAUAUUACAGGGGCUUAUAUUUGUCAAAGAUCCGUACUUCAAUGAGCCGGGAUUCGAGAAAUAUCAAGGAACGGAGAAAGGCGACGAUUAUUCUCGAAAAUACAAUCUUCAAAUUGAACACGCCACCUUGAACUAUGCAAUUAGGGAGCAAUUCAAAAAUCCGCCGGCACAUUUCAAGGUUUUUUGAAAAAAAAAAUUGUACAUGUCGUAUUUGACUUUAGUAUUUUGCUCAAUUCAUAUUGAAGUCCAAAAAAAUAACAAGACUUUUUAGCAAGUGGUUGAAAGACAUUUUUGGCUGAAGCGUCACGCGAUAAUUGAGCAAGCCAAAAAGUGGAUGGUCGAAAUGAGGAAAGACGUGGCGGAAACUGAGAAAAAUCCUCGGAGGAAAGAAUCAAUUUCUUUCGAGAACGUUUACAACCCGUUCAACCAGGUUUGAUUCUGCAGGGCCCUAGAGAUAUCACUUCACUGUAAAAGUGUUUUACCGAUGACGUGUUACAGGAGCGAGUUGUGCAGCAGCUGAUUAAUGAAUUCUCAAGCAUGACGUGUCCCAUGGAAAACGGACAAGAAAAUAGCGAAUGA
Messenger RNA from Caenorhabditis auriculariae, 6649 nucleotides. The record is from the annotation of a GenBank genome assembly. NCBI's taxonomy places the organism in Eukaryota, Metazoa, Nematoda, Chromadorea, Rhabditida, Rhabditidae.